AUGCCGCCCUGCCCGCGUCCCGCGAGGGACCACAACUCCCAGCAGGCCACGCUCUACCGACCCUCCACUUCCUCCCUGCGCGCGGCCUUCUGGGAGCGGUGCUGCCCCGCGCGGCGCCGCACGGGCGGCGAGGGGAGCAGUCGAGCUCCCUCUUCUGGGACGCCGUUGCAGAGUCCGGCGGCAGCCGGGUUCCCAGCUCUCCUCAUCCCAGCAACUUCUCGGCUGGAAGCGAGGGCGAGGGCGAGGGCGGGGGCUCCCCGGCCGGCGCCAGCAGCAUCCAAAGCAGCCGCGGCGUCGAAGAAGGUCCCGGAGGCAGCAAAGCGGGUGGUGGCCGUGGCGGCAGCAGCGGCGGAGGCGACGGCGGCUGGAGGGACAGCAGCCGGAACCGCGACAGCUGGAGCGGCGGCGGCAGGGCAGCUCCCCCGGCCCCUCUGCGGGCCCCCAGACCAAGUGGCGCCCUGCCAGCGAAGCCCGAAGGUGGCGGAGCGCUCUCCCCCUCCCCCUGCGCCUCGCACCCCCCGCGCCCUGCAGGGACGGGGGCGGCGGCGGCGGCGGCUGGGGGGCACGGAGCUUGGGAACUUCUGGGCCAACACGCUGCUGCUGAAAGCGCGCCAAGGAGGAUAUGGCAAAAAAAAUGGUCGUAGUAGAAGAUGGAGGGAACUGCUGAAGCUGCCCCUUGUCAGCCAGUGCAGCGAGCUCAGACGUUCCAUUGGCGGAGUACGAGGUGGCCGACGACGAGGACCGCCGGAGGCGUGGACUGGCCGUCCUGAGCUCCUUCCUCAGCCCUGCCGAGGGACCAUCAGUUAG
Suricata suricatta (meerkat) is the source of this 807-nucleotide messenger RNA. RefSeq names its product angiomotin-like. The transcript has 6 exons. NCBI's taxonomy places the organism in Eukaryota, Metazoa, Chordata, Mammalia, Carnivora, Herpestidae. The record is from RefSeq and is a predicted model, not a curated record. Bases 1 to 807 code for a protein of 268 amino acids.